UUUCAGGCUGCCGCUCCAUUGUUAGCACUUUCUUCUCUCUCUCCGCGUCCUCUGAGGUACGCAGUGCUUGGAGCUGGUUUUGCUGGGCUUUCGGUUACUUGGCAUCUCUUGAAGGCCUCCAUUCAAUGUCCUAUUGAAUCUUCGUAGCCCUUCAAAUUUGAUUUGGCGUCUACAUGCUUUAUCUAGAGGCAGUGAGCCCAAAAACCAAAAAAUGGGAUCUCACGUAAUCAAAAUUUUAUUUUUUGGAAAAAGAAACAUUUGAUUGAUAGCAUGAAAUAAUGGGCAGAGCCCAACACACCCAAAGGCCAAAGCUGUGUCCUAAGGAUGUACCUAUACGUAUUGACAUAUAUGACGAAGCUGGCAUUGGUGGAGGGGCAUCUGGAGUCGCUGGAGGGCUUCUUCAUCCUUAUUCUCCAAAAGUUAAACUUCUCUGGAAAGGUGCUGAGUGUUGGGCUGAGUGCUUAAAGCUUUUGAGCGUUGCAGAAUCAGCACUUCACCCCAAAGAGUUGGAUAGUGAGAUGGAUGAAUGCCAGAAUAUGAAUGAACUCAUUGUUCUGAGACGGGGUAUCUUGAGGCCUGCAAUUAGCUCGAAGAAUUUGGUGGUGUUAAAAGAAAAUGCUCAGAAUGGACUCGAUAGCUGCAGGAUCGAAACAAUUGAUGAAGAUGCUGCCCGAAAUCUUGUUCCUGAGCUUUAUGUUCCUCUAAAUACAGCUUUUUACAUGCCUCAGGCAGUAAAUAUCAAUUCUCAACGUUAUCUUGAGGCGCUAUUUAUAGCAUGUGAAAAUCUGACCAAGGAAACAUCCACCUCAGGUUUUGGUCAUAAGGAGUUGUAUUUGCAGAAAAAAUCUAUUGACAAACUGCAUGGACUAGAAGGGACAUACGAUGCUGUGAUUGUUUGUCUAGGUGCCAAAAUGGUCAUGCUUCCUGAACUUGCUGGAAAGCUUCCUUUAAGAACUUGCAGAGGUGUGGUUGCUCAUUUUCAGCUACACGAUGAUAUCAGCAAUGCAUACCCAGGGCUUGGGCCUUCUAUAUUGUCAGAUGCAUGGCUAGCUAUUCGAGGUCCAAGAAGUUUAUAUAUGGGUUCAACAUGGGAAUGGAAAUCAACAAAUUCGUCACCUGAAGUUUCAGAAGAGGAAAGUUCAAGAGCGGUUGCAGAACUUUUACCAAAGGUGUCUGCCAUUUAUCCAUCAAUAAAGGAGUGGAGUUUCAUAAGAGCAAGGGGUGGUCUCAGGGCAAUGCCACCACUCACUCCUCAUGGAUCUCUUCCUCUUAUGGGUUGUAUAGAUGAAAUUGUAAGACACAACAGCUCUUGCAAGUACUGGGUAUUUGGAGGGCUUGGUUCAAGGGGAUUAUUGUACCAUGGUUGGCUUGGGAAAUUAACAGCGCAGGCUGUGCUUUCAUGCAAUGAUGAACUAAUUCCAUCUGAACUAACCUCUUGGAAGAAAAUAAUGAACAGUUAAUCCAUUCUCUUUCCCCAUUCAUUCUCACCUUCAUUAUUUUAAGACAGAGAGCUUUGUCUUGCAGCCGUCAAUAUCACUAAUAGAUUGCAAAUUUGCAA
Cucumis sativus (cucumber) is the source of this 1558-nucleotide messenger RNA. RefSeq lists its product as uncharacterized. The transcript has 10 exons. Bases 279 to 1460 code for a protein of 393 amino acids. Gene Ontology annotation, molecular function: oxidoreductase activity. Lineage: Eukaryota; Viridiplantae; Streptophyta; Magnoliopsida; Cucurbitales; Cucurbitaceae. Gene Ontology annotation, cellular component: cytoplasm. The record is from RefSeq and is a predicted model, not a curated record.